Molecule: messenger RNA, 1353 nt
Organism: Vicia villosa (hairy vetch)
Lineage: Eukaryota; Viridiplantae; Streptophyta; Magnoliopsida; Fabales; Fabaceae
Product: heavy metal-associated isoprenylated plant protein 3-like
Exons: 5
Coding region: 135-1130 (331 amino acids)
Molecular function (GO): metal ion binding
Source: RefSeq, a predicted model, not a curated record
CAAGAAAUACACGCAGCAUGUUCAUCUUUUGCCACUAUUUAUGUACUAUAAGCGUUACUCACACACACUCACACAAUAGCAGUUACAAAAACAAAUCACUAUUCUAAAUCACUCUCUUUCUUCUUCCUCCAACAAUGGCGAAAAAGAAAAAUAAGGGAAAUGGACAAAACAACAAUAACAAUGGAGCAACCAAGGAAAAUGGAGAAAACAACAACAACAAUGGAGGAGGAGGAAAAGAAAAUGGAGAAAACAACAACAGUAACAAUAACAACAACAACAAUAACAACACUAACAAUAACAACACGGUGUUGAAAGUCUCAAUGCAUUGUGACGGUUGCGCUUCCAAAAUCAUCAAACACCUUCGUUCCAUCAAAGGUGUGGAGGCGGUGAAAGCAGAGAGUGAGACCGGAAAAGUAACGGUCGUCGGAAAAGUUGACCCUGUGAAAGUGAGAGAUAAUCUCGCGGAGAAGAUAAAGAAGAAAGUGGAACUCAUUUCUCCACAGCCAAAGAAAGAGAACAAGAAGGAAACGGAAACAAACAAUAAAAACAAUUCCGAUGAGAAAAAGAAAACCGACGAGAAAAAAACCAAUGAGAAAGAGUCGGUUACAACUUCUGUGUUGAAAAUGUUGCUGCACUGUCAAGGAUGCGUUGAUAAAAUUGGGAAGAUUGUGUUGAAAACUAAAGGAGUGCUUGAAAUGGGAGUAGACAAGGAGAAGGAUACUGUGACUGUGAAGGGUACAAUGGAUGUGAAAAAGUUGGUUGAGAAUUUGCAAGAGAAGCUUAAGAGGAAAGUUGAGGUUGUACCUCCUAAGAAAGACAAGGAAGGUGGUGGUGGUGGUGAGAAGGAAGGAGGUGGAGGUGGAGGUGGAGGAGGAGGGAAGAAAAAGAACAAGGGUGGUGGAGGUGGUGGUGGUGAUGGAGGAGAAGGUGGAGAGAAUAAGAAUGAAGGGGGAGAAGUUAUGAAAAUGGAGUAUAUGAUUCAACAACCCUUUGGAUAUUAUGGUUAUGGAAAUGGAAAUGUGGAGGGGUAUAAUGAACAAGUUUACCUAAAUCUGUUACAUAAUCAUAUGCAUACUCAACCACCACAAAUGUUCAGUGAUGAGAAUCCUAAUGCUUGCAAUGUCAUGUGAUGUGAGUUGUCAUUAUGUCAGAACUUAAUUUCAUUCAAUUCAAUAUGAUGGAUGGUGAUGAAUGAUGAUAACUAGUCUUUUGGUGAUUCCAUGAGGCAGGGAAAAAAGAGGGUAGUCAGUGAGUAACUAGAGUCGUUUUUAUUCUUUUUCUUUUAUAAUGUUUUGUGCUAUGUAAUGAAAAGUUUUGUUGAAACUAAAUUUAAAGAAUACAGUUGACAUCAUA